Diaporthe citri is the source of this 1548-nucleotide messenger RNA. RefSeq lists its product as uncharacterized. The transcript has 2 exons. Lineage: Eukaryota; Fungi; Ascomycota; Sordariomycetes; Diaporthales; Diaporthaceae. Bases 1 to 1548 code for a protein of 515 amino acids. The record is from RefSeq and is a predicted model, not a curated record.
AUGUCCGACGGCGAGGACUAUGGCUCCCCUGAAGCCAUCCAGCCCAAUGGCGCCAGCAAUGGACGCCAACACACGCCCUCCCACCGCAAGGGCCCACGCUUCAGCUGGACCCCGGCGUACGAGGCCACCUUCUUCCGGUCGCUUUGCGAGAGCGUCAAGAUGGGCCUCAAGGACAACCAUAGCUUCAAGCAGGAGGCAUGGGACCGCGCCGUGCAGGCCCUCGCCGAGCGACACGCUGCCUAUCCGAACAAAGGGCAUCUCAUCAACAAGAGCGACAAUGCGCGCAAGAAGUUCCGCCUGUGGAGGGGCCUGAGGGAGGACCCGGAUUUCCUAUACAAUCCUAAUGCGAGGACGGUGACUGCAAGCGAGGAGGCCUGGAGGGCGCACAUCGAGAGAGAGCCCCUUUCGAAAUCAUUGCGCAACCGUCCGUUCGAGCAUGAAGAGUACAUGGAGAUCCUCUUCCCAGACGUUGUAGGGUCCGGAGGAGCACCGAAGCGAAUUACGAAGCCGCGGCGCAAGGGAACAGACUCGAUGAUCGAGGGAGACGAGAUUGACGACACCCCCGGAACCAACGUCCUGAAUCUCCUGGGCGCGGACACCUCCUUGUUUCAAUCUACGCCCAUCCAAACACCGAUCCAGCCGCCAACAGUGCCAUCCAACGGCACCGUACGACCGACCUCAACCACACUGCCGGCGCGCACCUCGAUCGCCUCUUCGAGUGCGCUGACCCCUCCGGACGAGGUGCCUGUCGAGCCCGCCCAGAGUGGAAACACGCGUAAGCGCUAUCUUGGAUCCAACAACGGCGCCGGUCCGUCCAAUACUGGCGAGAAGCGCCGCCGCACCGCCAACAACAAUUAUAUCGACCUGACUCACUCGGCACAGCUGUCCAACUCGGACAACCCGUUCCAGCUUGGCAGCAACGGCGCUGCCCCGACCACCAACGGCCACGUCAACAACACUAAUAAUAACGGCGCCAGCAGUAGCAGCAGUAAUAACAACAACAACCAACAGCUCGCCCAGCAAAAUCUCCACAAUGCGACCACCGCGACGACGACGAACGGCGUCGGGGGCGGCGGCAGCAGCGGCAGUAACAACCCAGGCGCCACGAACCGCACACAGCACUUCCAGGACGCGAUGAUCGUCAUCGCCGAGCAGAUCCGCGCGCAGCGGCUCGUCCCCGCGCAGCCGGCGGCGCCCAACUGGCCGCAGCAGGCGAUGGAGGUGUUCUUCCGGGACUUUGGCGACGAGGAGAUGGACCUGCAGAUCAAGAUCGGCGAGAAGGUGCUGUGCGACAACAACAAGGCCAUGAUGUUCUGCAUGAUGCCCGAGGACCUGCGCCGGCACUGGGUCAAGCGGCUGCGCGAGCUGCACAACCUCAACGGGGGCUCCUCGAGGGGCGACAUCAACGUGCCGGGCCCCGGUGGCGGUCCCGUGCCCGGUGGUGGCGGCGGGGGCAUGAUGGCUGUCGUGGGCGGGCCCGGGAUGCAGAUGGGUGGCCCCAUGGGGAACCAGAACCCCAUGAUGCGGAACGGCAGUCAGAUCGGCUGA